This is a messenger RNA of Mesoplodon densirostris (Blainville's beaked whale), 1344 nucleotides long. RefSeq names its product family with sequence similarity 107 member B (gene FAM107B). NCBI's taxonomy places the organism in Eukaryota, Metazoa, Chordata, Mammalia, Artiodactyla, Ziphiidae. The transcript is spliced from 5 exons. The coding region runs from base 1 to 924 and encodes 307 amino acids. The record is from RefSeq and is a predicted model, not a curated record.
AUGUCCAGGUGGAAGGCAAGGCUGGCUGAAAGACUGAAAUCUCCAUCUAGAAGGAUGCAUCCAUUCCCGUGCUCAGCUCUGCUUGCUUGUUUUGGGGACACAAGGGAGACUGCUCCCUUCGAUCAGCCCAGCGCAGCCGAUACCCCUUCCACCGUCUUUGUCCAACCCAAGGCCAAAGCGGGCCGACACCCAAGUCACCCACGAAGGGAAGAAGGAACUCCAGAGAAAAGGCGAGAUUCCGGCACCCAUCCAGAGAGAAAUGGCAGUGUGAACCGGAAUUCAAGUAACCACACCGCUGUCCAGCCUGCGGAGACCCCUGUGGAUUUGCCCAGGUCUCUAGAUGGGGCAUCGGACUAUGAAGCAGUUACUUUUCAGACUUCUAUUCCCAGACCAUCAAUUAUUGAAACGCCAGAAGAAGAGGGAUCCCCCAAAGAACCACAGUGCCUCGGGUUGGAACGGAAGAUGGCAGCAGACAGCCCGCUGGAAGAUUCUGACCUGAAGGACACGUAUCUCAUCCCGAGAAACAUCAUGGCUGAGCCAGACUAUAUAGACGAUGACAAUCCUGAACUAAUUAGGCCUCAGAAACUAGUCAAUCCUGUCAAAACAUCCCGGAACCAUCAAGACCUUCACAGAGAACUUCUUAUGAAUCAAAAAAGGGGACUUGCCCCUCAGAAUAAGCCAGAGCUGCAGAAAGUGAUGGAAAAGAGAAAACGGGAUCAAGUAAUAAAGCAGAAGGAAGAGGAAGCACAAAAGAAGAAAUCUGACCUGGAAAUAGAACUAUUAAAACGGCAGCAGAAGUUGGAGCAGCUUGAACUUGAGAAGCAGAAAUUGCAAGAAGAGCAAGAAAAUGCCCCAGAGUUUGUGAAGGUUAAAGGCAAUCUCAGAAGAACAGGCCAAGAAGUGGCUCAAGCCCAGGAGUCGUAGGUCCAGGCUGCAGAGACCACGCACCAGCCCAGCACACACAAAAAGUGUGUGCAGGGGCCUCCCCAGUACCUAACCUCAGGGCCAAAGCCCCUGGAGAGAAUCCUAGCCAGCAGAGAACUGUUACUUUGAAAAGAGUUUGGUUUUGGUUUUCCUACCAUCCGGGUUGGAUCCGUUGCACCUGUGACUGUUGCAGUUCCUAUUCGCCAAAUGAAGGUCGUUGCCCGAGCACUUAAGUUGGCAUAAUGGACCUGUGUGUUCAAAGACUUAAAAAAUAACAACAAGAAGAAGAAAAGGAAGAGAACACUGGCAUAAAUUCCUGAGAGUUGCACUACUUGGUUUUUCUUUCAAGCCAAGUUUAGUGGGGCCCAGAGCCUUUUUUCUUUUAAAAUGUAAAGAAAAUGUGUUUCAUUCUUCCUUUAG